Molecule: messenger RNA, 1161 nt
Organism: Caenorhabditis briggsae
Lineage: Eukaryota; Metazoa; Nematoda; Chromadorea; Rhabditida; Rhabditidae
Exons: 6
Coding region: 1-1161 (386 amino acids)
Cellular component (GO): lysosome
Molecular function (GO): cysteine-type endopeptidase activity
Source: RefSeq, a predicted model, not a curated record
AUGACAGCCAUGCGAUUUUUCGCAAUUUUUCUAGCAUUUUCCCCAAUUCUCGGCGUUUUCGCAGCUUUUGAGGAUCCCGAAUUUUUCGAGAUCAAAAUCGAUAGAGAGCAUCCGGAGGCGGUUUAUAAGGCGUUUAAAGAAUUUAAAAUUAAAUACAAUCGAAAGUAUAAGGAUGCAUCGGAGACGCAGAUGAGAUUCAAUCAGUUUGUGAAGAGCUAUAAUAAAGUGAAUGACCUCAACGCCAAAGCUAAGGAAAGCGGCUACGAUACCAAGUUCGGAAUCAACAAGUUCGCUGAUCUGACGGAGGGCGAAUUCAGUGGACGUCUGUCCCACGUCGUCCCCAACAACACAGGAGUUCCAGUGCUCGACUUGGAGAAGCCUUUUUUUCGGCAGGCCGUCGUCAACAAAACAAGACAUAAAAGACGAUCAACAAAAUAUCCAGAUUACUUCGACCUGAGAAAGACACUAGUCAAUGGGGAAUCCAUCAUUGGACCGAUUAAGGAUCAGGGAAAUUGCGCGUGUUGCUGGGGAUUCGCUAUCGCUGGAUUGGUGGAGUCUGUGAACGCAUUGCAUUCGAAUCGGUUCAGGUCUCUUUCCGACCAGGAGCUCUGUGAUUGUGGAACAAAUGGAACACCUGGAUGCAAAGGUGGAAGUUUACAAAACGGAGUGGAUUAUGUGAACCGCUACGGACUUUCUGCUGAUGACGAUUAUCCGUACGAUGAUACACGAGCAUUUACUUCCAAGAGGUGCAGAGUGAGAGAAACCAGAAGAGUUGUGAAGGAGAGAACCUUCACAUAUGCAGCAGUCAACGCGAGAAAAGCUGAGCAACAAAUAAUGGAAGUUUUAACCAAGUGGAAUGUUCCAGUGGCAGUUUAUUUCAAAGUUGGCGACAGAUUCAAAUCAUACGAGCAAGGAGUAAUCGUAGAAGACGAUUGUCGUGGGGCCAAGGAUUGGCACGCUGGCCUUAUCGUUGGAUACGAUUCGAUUUCUAACAGUCGUGGAAGAGAAUAUCCAUAUUGGAUCGUCAAAAACUCUUGGGGAAACUGGGCCGAAGAAGAUGGGUACUUCCGUGUAAUUCGUGGAGAGAAUUGGUGCUCCAUUGAGAGCAAUGGAUAUGCUGGUGAUAUGAAAUCACAUGAUGAUUAUUAUUAUUAUUCAUGA